GCCCCGCCGCUUCCCGCGCCCGCAGGCCGCGCUCCUCCCGCCGCCGCCUCGCUCAACAUGGCCGCCGCGCUGGGGAGGCUGCUGCGGACCGCGGUCCCCGCCGCCGGGAGGACGCUGACGGCGCGGCCCCUGCCCUGCGUCCGCCGCCACUUCAGCCUCGGCUCGUCUCGGUUCGCUCCAGCGGUUACACAGCAUGCCCCGUUCUUCAAGGGAACGGCGGUUGUUAACGGAGAGUUCAAGGAGCUGAGCCUGGAUGAUUUCAAAGGGAAAUACCUGGUUCUCUUCUUCUACCCGCUGGACUUCACCUUUGUCUGCCCCACAGAAAUUGUGGCUUUCAGCGACAAAGCAAAGGAGUUUCGUGAUGUGAACUGCGAAGUGGUGGCAGUGUCUGUGGAUUCCCAUUUUUGUCAUCUGGCCUGGAUAAAUACGCCACGAAAGAGUGGUGGUUUGGGCAAAAUGAAUAUUCCAGUUCUGUCAGACCUCUCAAAACAAAUCUCCCGGGAUUAUGGUGUGCUGCUGGAAGCACCUGGCAUAGCACUGAGAGGUCUUUUCAUCAUUGAUCCAAAUGGGAUUGUCAAGCAUCUGAGUAUCAACGAUCUCCCCGUUGGCCGUAGUGUGGAAGAGACUCUCCGCUUGGUGAAAGCAUUCCAGUUUGUGGAAACACAUGGAGAGGUUUGCCCAGCAAACUGGACUCCAGACUCCCCUACAAUCAAACCAACCCCAGAAGCUUCCAAAGAAUAUUUUGAGAAAGUGCAUAAAUAAAUACCCAGAUAUGUGGACAAAACUCUUGGUUACCAUAAACAGAAGCCAUUAGGAAAGCAGCUGUGAUUAUCAUUGAUAAUAAUAAAAUCAAAGUUGUCAUUUUCUCAUGUUGAAGAAGAAAUUAAAUGCUGAAAUAGUU
Molecule: messenger RNA, 901 nt
Organism: Pezoporus flaviventris
Lineage: Eukaryota; Metazoa; Chordata; Aves; Psittaciformes; Psittacidae
Gene: PRDX3
Product: peroxiredoxin 3
Exons: 7
Coding region: 58-762 (234 amino acids)
Biological process (GO): response to oxidative stress; cell redox homeostasis; cellular response to stress
Cellular component (GO): cytosol; mitochondrion
Molecular function (GO): thioredoxin peroxidase activity
Source: RefSeq, a predicted model, not a curated record